AUGGAUCUUUCUAUUACUACCAACAAAAAUCCAGGAGUUGAGGCUGGUCCCUCGUUUUGGGGGUGGCGUACGCUUACGCUUUGCUGCAUGCUGCUUCCGUUUUAAGGCUUGGCUUUGUAGUUUCUGUUCACAAAAACGACUUGAUCUGGGACCUUGACAAAGGCGAGGACUCUUACUUUCUUAACAAGCUCGUCGACUUGUUUUCCGUCUCCACUAUAGCCCCGAGCGCUUGUCUCUUUGUAGAGGAGACCACUCCUUGAGUAAGUAUCCUAUUCCUAAGCAACUGCGGUAUAGUUUGUAAGCAACGUCCACACUCAUCUAAGUAGACUUGCUAGAUGUCUCAUCUACAACAUAUACUUGAAUCCUUCUACUCUAAUCUUACCUGCUCUUUUGUUUGGUUGACAUCGGCACCGGCGGCUCCGUUGUGAGCGGAGCUGUGGAGUAUGUCCUCACUGCAG
Amoebophrya sp. A25 is the source of this 458-nucleotide messenger RNA. Lineage: Eukaryota; Dinophyceae; Syndiniales; Amoebophryaceae. The record is from the annotation of a GenBank genome assembly.